UUCAUUCGACCACCUGGAAACUCCCUGUUGAUAUUAUUGGAAGCCGCAACAUCUAAACGCACGUGUUAUUUCUAUUGAAGUCGUUUGUUUAUUAAAUAACAUUUAAUAAAAAAAACAAUGGAAACUACAUCCGUACCGGAUAUUUCUAACAUUCUAUCAAAAAUCGAGAAUGCUGAUAAUGUCAGCUUGUCAGAAGAGAUAAACACCAAAAAACAUUCGAAAAGCGCAAAAGCUAACGUUCAAAGUAAGGAACCAAUAAAAAAGCCGGAACAUGAUAUUCCCAGAGGCAAACCAAAAUCUGGCCGUAUUUGGAAAACGUCAAAAGAAAGAUUUGCGACCGUUAAAAAAUCCGUCAAAGGCAAACCCAUCAAGAAACACUUAGCGUAUCGGGAAGAGAUCAAACAGAUUAAGAAUCUGUCUCGUUCCAUCAAGGAAGAACGUAAAAUUCAGAAUGAGGAGAAAAAGCAACGCAGCGAAGAAAAUAAACGCCGACGUCUGGAAAACGAGCGGAAGUCCGAAAUUGUACAGAUAAUCAAAAAUCCUGCCAAACUCAAACGAAUGCGGAAGAAGCAACUUAGACAAAUAGAGAAACGAGAUCUCGACAAAAUAAAAGUAGUUUAAAUUUGUAA
Toxorhynchites rutilus septentrionalis is the source of this 629-nucleotide messenger RNA. RefSeq names its product coiled-coil domain-containing protein 86. The coding region runs from base 118 to 621 and encodes 167 amino acids. The transcript is spliced from 2 exons. Gene Ontology annotation, cellular component: nucleolus. NCBI's taxonomy places the organism in Eukaryota, Metazoa, Arthropoda, Insecta, Diptera, Culicidae. The record is from RefSeq and is a predicted model, not a curated record.